Soboliphyme baturini is the source of this 309-nucleotide messenger RNA. The record is from the annotation of a GenBank genome assembly. Lineage: Eukaryota; Metazoa; Nematoda; Enoplea; Dioctophymatida; Soboliphymatidae.
AUGGAAAUCGUCCGUGUUUCAGGGAUCGCUGUUGCAAUUGGUGGUCAUCGAAUGGUCAUACUAGCCGCUGUUGUUGCCUCACGUGGUCAGCGAAACGUGACGGUUUCCGUCGCGACUGGCAUCAACAUUUUUACCUCCUGUUUCUCUCACUCGGCGAUAGACGAACCCUCUCUCUGCCCCGGCAUUCUCCUUGUCAUAACGCUGCUGUUUUUCUGUGACGUUCGCCUGAUUUGGCCACCAAGCGUUUUUCGCCACGACUGGCCUUCACGCUCGAAAGCUGACCAACCGACCGAUCGACCCACCGACUGA